Messenger RNA from Suillus plorans, 873 nucleotides. RefSeq lists its product as uncharacterized. The transcript has 4 exons. The coding region runs from base 1 to 873 and encodes 290 amino acids. Gene Ontology annotation, biological process: regulation of gene expression. NCBI's taxonomy places the organism in Eukaryota, Fungi, Basidiomycota, Agaricomycetes, Boletales, Suillaceae. Gene Ontology annotation, cellular component: nucleus. The record is from RefSeq and is a predicted model, not a curated record.
AUGCCACCUAAAGAGCCAAAAGAAGAACUUGACCUUGACCAGAAGAAGGCUCAGCUCGCGAUCAAGUUCAACAAUGCCGCGCGUCAGUUCAGUGCUCUUGCCGAAGUGCUUUCCAAGGCUGUCGCCGAAGUACCUAUCGAUGAAUCCACUGUUAACAACCUCACCGAACUUCUGAACGCGGCAAUCACGAAACCGUCGCGUAAGCGUAAACUCGUCGCGCUUGAGAUCGGCGAGGAUGGUGUCCCCAGAAAGAAGAAGCGCGAAAAGAAAAUCAAGGAUCCCAAUGCACCAAAGGGUCCCGCCUCCGCUUACAUCCUGUUCCAAAAUGAUAUUCGUUCUGCGUACAAGAAGGAACAUCCAGACAUGUCUAACAAGGAGUUGCUAAGACUCAUCGGUGACCAGUGGAAGACGUUGGCCGAUGACAAAAAGGAUUUCUACCGUGAUCAACACGGCAGAGCCAAGAAGAAACACGAAGUUGACCUUGCCGCCUAUAACGCCCAACACCCCGACCAAGUUCCUACAGAGGCCAAGGACAGCGGGAAGAAGAAGAAGAAAGAUGAUGAGGAGUCGGACCAUCCUGCAACGAAAGAGGUUGCGAAGGCUGCUCCUAAGACUGCCAAGAAGGCUGCUGCUCCCAAGGUUGGCAAGGUGGUUCCGAAAUCUAAAGAGGUUGUUGAAAGUUCGGGAUCUGAGGCAGAGGAUGCGUCAGAAGUUGAAGCCUCAGAUGCGGAGUCGUCAGACGAUGAACCGGCCCCGAAAGCCAAAGCCAAGGCAACUACAGAUGAAGACUCCGAGUCCGAUUCGGAAGUUGAUACUUCUUCCGAGGAAGAGGUUCCUCCGCCUCCGCCUCCCGCAAAGAAGUCCAAAAAAUGA